Messenger RNA from Schistosoma rodhaini, 1874 nucleotides. The record is from the annotation of a GenBank genome assembly. NCBI's taxonomy places the organism in Eukaryota, Metazoa, Platyhelminthes, Trematoda, Strigeidida, Schistosomatidae.
AAUAGUCCUCAAAAGUUACCAUUCGUAAUUCUCUUCGGGAUACAACAGGUUGUGACUGUUAAAUUCGCAGUUACAUCUGAUGCUGUCCCUCUGACAGGAAGAUUAUAAUUCGUUCAUAUGAGUUCAUACGCAUACGAAAUUGGGAUUAGACUGUUUACAUUAUUUUCUCAAAAGUAUCACUGUCAUUGUAUACGAACCCGAUAUUUAUUCUCCAAUAUGGCUGUCAGUUAUUUAAGUCAGGUAGAAGCUCAACAAGUAGAUAAUGAAUUAUUUACAGAAUAUGCUUUCUCUGUUGAUCAGCUGAUGGAGUUAGCUGGUUUAAGCUGUGCUGUUGCUAUCAACAAGGCUUAUCCCCUUAACAAGCUAACCAAAUCCAACGGUUCUGUACUUGUUUUCUGUGGACCAGGGAACAAUGGUGGAGAUGGUUUAGUUUGUGCCCGACAUUUGAAAAUGUUUGGUUACAAACCUUUUAUACAUUAUCCUCGUAAUCCAACCAAACAAUUGUAUAAAAAUUUAGUUAUUCAGUGUGAAAAAAUGGACAUUCCUUUUCUACCGGAUUUGACAAAUGAAACAUUUAACUUAUCUCAAUCUUAUGAUCUAUUCAUUGAUGCACUUUUUGGAUUUGGUUUCAAACCUCCUGUAAGUCUAGAAUUCAAAAGUAUACUACAAAUUAUGUCAACAAGUCAAAUUCCUGUUAUAUCGAUAGAUGUCCCAUCGGGAUGGAAUGUGGAAACUGGACCAUUAGAUAAUGAAAAUAAUUUAAAACCGGAUUGUUUAAUUUCAUUAACUGCACCGAAAUUAUGUGCCCGCUUCUUUCAAGGACGGUAUCAUUUUCUCGGUGGGAGAUUUGUGCCAGAUGCACUAAUGAAGAAAUACAACUUGAAACUACCCACAUAUCCUGGUCAUGAGUUAUGUGUACUACUCAAUUCCUCCGAUGAUGAGUAGUUAGUUAUAUUUGCCAAACUUUUGUAAAUGACAUUUUGUUAAAGUAUCUUAAUCUGGGAAUUUUCACUGAACGUUAAUACUUUAUUUACGAAUAACACAACUAACUGAAGUGGCUUUGGUUAACAGACCGUUUUCAUGUGUACCUACUAUGCCAUCAGAUCUGAUAGAUCUCAUAUUUUCUUUAUGUGUGAAUAUAAUACAUGUAUCUGUCGCGUUUUCAUGAUUUUUAUUAGAAUUCUUUUAUCAAGUCUUUCAAGUAGAUACUUUGAAUUAAUCAUGAGUAUAAAUCCACUAUUUCAAUGGAGGUAAGGAUGAAAUCAGAACUCAUUUAUUGCAAGAAUUCAAUGUAUUCGUAGACACAAUUAUUCGUUGAUUAGUCUUGUUUCUUACUAACUUCAACAGAAGAUUGAUCUAUAAAUUUGUUAAUUCAUUAUUCAGUUACAGAACGAUUAAAAUUAGAUUUGUUUAUGAUCACCAUCGCUCUUCUUAUCUUUUCAUUUACUCAUCCCAUAAACCUAUAUUAUUAACAGCUAAUUUACAAUAUAUUCAAACACCGAGUGACUAGUGAAUUAUAGUUCAGUUAGUCUCACGCGAAUCAUCUUAUAGACAACCAAAUUUCGGCGUUGAAGUCUUAGAACUAAUGGUGAUUUCUUAACUAAAACUUCUGAUAACUACAAUGUUCCAGUAAUAAACCAUUACUUGGAUAUUCUCUUUCCGACCUACAAGUAAUUUCCGCCUUUAGAGUACAGGUUGUCUAGUUAUUCAGAAUGGGAUAUAAAUUCCUAUUAUGUUCAACUUUGAGAACCUACGCAUGUUUACACCUAAACUUUGCAAUAAUCUUUCAAAACAGAUAAUGUGGUAGUGAGAAUUGGGAUUCGCCUGUUAUGAAUAUUCUGGAUUGAUUAGUUUCAGUCAACUUAUAGGCUUUU